Molecule: messenger RNA, 1453 nt
Organism: Paramecium octaurelia
Lineage: Eukaryota; Ciliophora; Oligohymenophorea; Peniculida; Parameciidae
Source: the annotation of a GenBank genome assembly
UAUAAAUGUCACUUAAAGAUUUCAAGAUUAUGUCAAAAUUAGGUUUAGUUUACUUAUAUAAUAGGUGAGGGAGCAUACUCAACAGUGUAUAAAGUGAGAAGAAUUGAGGACAACGCAGAAUAUGCCUUGAAAAAGGUUAACCUAACAAACUUGAGUGAUAAGGAGAAAUAAAAUGCUUUAAAUGAAGUUAGAAUAUUGGCUUCUAUUAAACACCCAUUUAUAAUUAGCUACAAAGAAGCAUUCAUUGAUGUCAAUAGCAAUUCAUUAUGGUAAUGAUAUUUAAUAAUUAUGUAACAGUAUUGUUAUGGAACUUGCUGAUAAUGGAGACCUGUUCUAGCAAAUUUAGAAAUGUAUCAAAUCAAAUACAAUUAUGCCUGAAAAUGACAUUAUGAAAAUUACUUUUCAAAUUGCUAGUGGUUUAAAAGCAUUGCAUGAUUUAAAAAUAUUCCAUAGAGACUUAAAAAGUGCAAAUGUUUUUUUGUAAUCAAACGGAGAUGUGAAACUGGGAGACAUGAAUGUUUCAAAGGUAGCUAAAAAGGGAUUGCUUUACACAUAAACAGGAACACCCUAUUAUGCAAGUCCUGAAGUGUGGAAGGAUCAGCCCUAUGAUCAGAAAUCCGAUAUCUGGUCGUUGGGAUGUGUAACUUAUGAAAUGGCUGCUCUCAAACCUCCAUUCAGAGCAGAAGACAUGGAAGGACUCUACAAGAAAGUUAUCAAAGGUAUUUCUCCAGAAACCAUAUCAUAUAGGUCUCUAUCCAAGACUUCCAUCCCAAUAUUCCUUAGAUUUGCAAAAUGUCAUAAGGAUGAUGUUGUAAGUCCAAACAAAUUUAAGACCCACAUCCUAUGCCUUAAGUGAACUCCCAUAUUUUAAUAGAUUUAAAACGCAAACAAUCGAAGACCAAAGCAAGUUGCUAAAUACUAUCAUAUUCCCUAAAAAUUAAAUUUCCAUUGCAAACAUGCUACCCAAAGCUAAUUACAGUAAUCAAAAGUACAAAACGGAGGCGCAUCAAAACAGUGACACCCAGGAAACCAUCAACAGAAAUAGGCAAACAACUCUAGGAGCUGGUUCAUAAUAGUCUUCUCCAAAUCCUACUAGAAUUUCCUAAUAUCUGGCAGAAUAGGAACUGCUUUUAAGUAUUUAUAUAUUAAUUAAAGAAUAAUAGUAUUCAAUAAACUAUUCUGGGAAGCAUAAGAAGGCGCAUAACUAUUCUGAUAGGAAUGUGAUUGCUAAGAUCCUACUUGAAUAUUAGAAGGAAGUGCCCAUUUAUCAAUAACUAAAACAGAGAUAUCGAAGACUCUCUUAGGAGGAAACUCCUCCUUAUUUGCAAUAGAGAAGGAUCAGUCAAUUGCCAGUGCUAAUUGAGCAUUCGCCAAAUCAGAAACGAAAUAAUCGGAAUUAGAGUUUGCCAGCUUAGAAUUUGCCUAUAAUCUGACCAAGAAUAUAUAUUAUAUG